Molecule: messenger RNA, 1926 nt
Organism: Zophobas morio
Lineage: Eukaryota; Metazoa; Arthropoda; Insecta; Coleoptera; Tenebrionidae
Product: facilitated trehalose transporter Tret1-like
Exons: 5
Coding region: 326-1921 (531 amino acids)
Biological process (GO): transmembrane transport
Cellular component (GO): membrane
Molecular function (GO): transmembrane transporter activity
Source: RefSeq, a predicted model, not a curated record
UAGUUUUCAAUUAUCAAACCAUGUUCUUGGACCAUGCCAUCGCAUAGUUCGUAAAACCAAAAACCACAUGUCAUCCUAGCCCUAGUAUGUCUAACUCUUUCCCAAAUUGUGUACCAACUCCCACCAUGGGUUGUUCAUGAAUUAUUACCCUUCAAAACCCUCAUGGUCAGAAUCCAAGAACCAAAAGGUCUAAACCUUGACCACAACCUCCCAACUCUUGUCCAAAACCAGCCCAAAUCAGUCAAUCUAAUCUCGCCAUCGAUAAAAACGUCGCAAAAGUGCUAACUGAUUACAAACAGUGUAUCAGUGUGUAUUUAGUGGCGUCAUGGACCCCAUCAGUGCUAGCAACUACAAUUUGCGAGCAUGCGAAGACGACAAAGGAGAAACCGACGCCGUCAAGGCUGCAGUUAGCACCAAGUCGUUGAGCCGGUUUGAAGAAAAAAGCUUGAAAAAUCUUCUACCCCAGAUUACAGCGACGCUAAUAGUGACUUCGAACCAUAUAGUGGUGGGAAUAGGUCUGGCGUACUCUGCUAUAUUAAUCCCGCAGCUGGAGGGUCCAGGUAGUGAUAUUCCUGUCACUAAAGACAACCUAUCAUGGAUUGCUAGCGUCGUAGCUUUAGUGGCACCCAUCGGGUCCAUGAUGAGUGGUUUCGUGAUGGACCGGAUUGGAAGAAUCAACACUUUAAAAAUAUCGAUAGUUCCUGGUAUCCUGGGUUGGGUGCUGAUGGCUGUGGCCCAAAAUAUACCCAUGUUGAUCGCAGGACGAAUUCUUACAGGAAUAGCCACAACACUAUCCACAAGCCCCGCGAUUGUUUACAUCACAGAAAUAGCCCGAAAAGACAUGCGAGGCUCUCUUUUAGUCAUAGGCCCCGCGUUCGUGUCUUUGGGUUUGGUCAUCACGUAUCUCAAAGGGUGGCUCAUGGAUUGGCGAACCAUCGCUUGGUUGUGCAACGUCUACCUAAUCAUCCCCUUCUUCCUUCUAUUCCUUCUUCCAGAAAGCCCUUCCUGGCUAGUGUCCAAAGGACGUCCCGAAGAAGCCGGGAAAGCCCUCCACUGGUUACACAAACACCAACCCAAACCGGACCCCCAAGACAAUAAAACCUUCGCAGAAAUGUACCUCAACCUCCUAGUUAAAGAGGACACCCAGAAGAAAAUUGAAGCUCAAACUAGUGGUGGCAAUAUGGUCAAAGAGUUCCUCAAACCCACGGGCUAUAAACCCCUACUAAUCAUCUCUGGGGUUUUCUUCUUCCAACAGUUCUCCGGUAUCUACAUUUUCUUGUUCUACUCAGUUACUUUCUUCGAAGCGGUUGGUAGCGAUAUCAAUCCGUACGUCGCGUCGAUUUGGAUAGGAGUCAUCCGGUUGAUCCUCUCGAUUAUGAACACUUGGUUGUUAAAGUACUUCAGUCGAAGGAAGUUGAUCAUGAUCAGUGCGUUCGGGAUGUUCGUGUGUACCUUGAUUUCGGGGUUGUUCACCCACUGGAUCAAGAAUGGUACCACUGAAGCCAAAUGGGUACCCGUGAUCUUCCUCCUCUUGUACGUGGUUUCGUCAAUGAUUGGUUUAUUGACAAUACCAUGGACCAUGACGGCGGAACUAUUUCCAUUGAAGAUCAGAAGCAUGGCCCACAGUAUCUCUACUAGCAUAGUCAACUUGAUUAUGUUUGUAGCGGUACAGAACUACAUCAACUUGGAACGACUGCUAGGUGGUUCCGCAGGAAUCCAGUGGUUCUUUUCAGUGGUUUCGUUGGUCACAGUCGUCUACAUUUUCGUGGUUUUGCCCGAAACACACAAAAAGAAGUUGUCAGAAAUCGAGGACUAUUUUAAUUCCAACACGAUAUAUCUUUGGAGCACGAAGAGAACCCGUGAUGUUAGUAAAAACAGUAGCAGUAGAAAUGAAGCUGAUAAAUUAAUAAAUGGUGUUUAGAUUUA